UUCAAGGCAAACAAGACGAGCGUGUUCUCCCUAGGGGUGGCCUGAGCAACACAGAAAAAAUGACUAACCACCGCGUGGGCCUGAGCUUGAUUGCGUUAUUGAUAGUGGCAAUGACAUUUCUAGAGGGUGCAAUUGCAGCUGAUUACACUGUGGGAGAUAACUAUGGUUGGGAUGUUCCCCCCAACAACUCCAGUGACUUUUAUGCUAGCUGGGCAAGCAGAUUUGAAUUUAAGAUUGGAGAUGUAGCAGUAUUCAACUGGACUGGGGUUCACACAGCAGCUCAAGUGACAAAUAAGGCUGAUUUUGAUAGCUGCAACAAAAGCAGUGCAGGAAUAAGGCUAAUCGGAGAGGCUGGGGUAGGGGUACCUAUCACUUCGGAGGGCUUCCACUAUUUCAUCUGCACCGUUGAUACUCACUGUGAGCAAGGCCAGAAGGUAGCUCUCAAUGUUACAGCUGAUGUAUCAUCUGCUCCAGUACCACAUCCCACUGUGUUUGCCUUUACCAUGGUUCUCUCUGUCUUGGCCAUCUUUUUGUCGAUUCAUUGAAAUGUUCAAGCUCUGUCCAUUGCUGCAACCUGCUGUUAAGUAGAGCAAGGAGACGAUUAGCAUUGAUUUACUUUACAGGGAUGGUUGGAGUAUAAUUAAUAAAG
This is a messenger RNA of Theobroma umbraticum, 649 nucleotides long. RefSeq names its product cucumber peeling cupredoxin-like. Gene Ontology annotation, cellular component: plasma membrane. Gene Ontology annotation, molecular function: electron transfer activity. Lineage: Eukaryota; Viridiplantae; Streptophyta; Magnoliopsida; Malvales; Malvaceae. The record is from RefSeq and is a predicted model, not a curated record.